CGGGCGGUGACGCGGGGCGCGCUGCUGACGUGUCCGUGUGGCGGCGCGGGCGGGGGCGCGGGGAUGCGGGCGCUGAUCCUGGUGGGGGGCUUCGGGACGCGGCUGCGGCCGCUGACGCUGAGCCGGCCCAAGCCGCUGGUGGAGUUCUGCAACAAGGCGCUGCUGCUGCACCAGCUCGAGGCGCUGCGCCAGGCGGGGGUCAGCCAUGUGGUGCUGGCCGUCAGCUACAUGUCCGAGGCGCUGGAGGCCGCCAUGCGCCAGCAGGAGCAGCGGCUCGGCCUCCGCAUCUCGCUGUCGCACGAGAAGGAGCCGCUGGGCACAGCGGGGCCGCUGGCGCUGGCCCGGGAGCUGCUGGCCGAGGGCGGGGAGCCCUUCUUUGUGCUCAACAGCGACGUGAUCUGCGAGUUCCCCUUCGCCGCCCUGGCCCGCUUCCACCGGCAGCACGGCGGGGAGGGCUCGCUGGUGGUGACCCGCGUGGAGGAGCCGGCCAAGUACGGCGUGGUGGUGAGCGAGGCCGACACCGGCCGCAUCUGCCGCUUCGUGGAGAAGCCGCGGGUCUUCGUGUCCAACAAGAUCAACGCCGGGCUCUACAUCUUCAGCCCCGGCAUCCUGCGGCGCAUCCAGCUGCGCCCCACGUCCAUCGAGAAGGAGAUCUUCCCGGACAUGGCGCAGGAGGGGCAGCUCUACGCCAUGGAGCUGCAGGGACCCCAGCGCCAAGAUCGGGGCAAAUUGUGUCAUCGGCCCCAACGUGACGAUCGGGGCCGGCGUGGUGGUGGAGGACGGGGUGCGCAUCAAGCGCUGCACGGUGCUGGAGGGGGCCCGCAUCCGCUCCCACUCCUGGCUGGAGUCCUGCAUUGUGGGCUGGAGCUGCUCCGUGGGGCAGUGGGUGCGCAUGGAGAACGUGACAGUGCUGGGCGAGGACGUCAUUGUCAACGACGAGCUCUACCUCAAUGGGGCCAACGUGCUGCCGCACAAGUCCAUCACCGAGUCUGUACCAGAGCCACGCAUCAUCAUGUAGCAGCCCCCGGUGCGCCCUCCGCUCCCAGCUCUGCCUGGAUUAAAUAUUUAUACUUCUGUCUACCUCUGAGCAUCGUCUGCGCACAGCCCAAGCACCCAGGUCGCUUGCCGGAGCCGGCCUGGCUUCCCCUCCCCAUGUCUCAGGGCACCACAUAAGGAAGAAUAAUUUAAUGCUGCAUUUCAUCAAG
Anas platyrhynchos (mallard) is the source of this 1205-nucleotide messenger RNA. Lineage: Eukaryota; Metazoa; Chordata; Aves; Anseriformes; Anatidae. The record is from RefSeq and is a predicted model, not a curated record.